This is a messenger RNA of Gossypium raimondii (Peruvian cotton), 3856 nucleotides long. RefSeq names its product histone-lysine N-methyltransferase ATX4. The transcript has 24 exons. Bases 355 to 3630 code for a protein of 1091 amino acids. Gene Ontology annotation, molecular function: protein binding. The record is from RefSeq and is a predicted model, not a curated record. NCBI's taxonomy places the organism in Eukaryota, Viridiplantae, Streptophyta, Magnoliopsida, Malvales, Malvaceae. Gene Ontology annotation, biological process: regulation of transcription by RNA polymerase II.
CCAAACAUUACGCCAAGGCACGCGCAAGUUAGCUAUUUUCACCAUUACCCACCACAUUGUAUACACAAAUUUCACCACGUAUAUUUCGUUCACCUUCGCUCAUAGCACAGAAACAUAUUGCUGCUCUCUCUCUCUCUCUCUCUUUUUUUCUCUCUUUGGGCCUUCUGCUUUUGCAAGUUUAUAUAUAAAUCUGACCCCGCUUUCUUUUUCUUUCUCUUUCAAUUCUUCCAAACAAAGAAAUUCCCACGAACAAUUGAAAAAAAAAGAAAAGAGUACGCCAAUCUCGUCACUAUCGUCAAUGAAAUAUACAAAGAUUUUAAGCUUUUAAGGAGGGAUUGAUUAAUUGCAGACAACAUGAUAAUCAAGCGCAAUCUCAAAUCCCAAAUGCCGAGUCUGAAACGGUGUAAACUCGGCAGCUCAGUAGGUGAAUACGAAGAUAACUCAGGUAGAGCUCGCAAGAAGCGAAAAAUCAAUGGCUAUUAUCCCCUGGCUCUCCUCGGGGAGGUUGCUGCCGGCACAAUUCCGUUCAAACUCCAUCAUAUUAUCACUUCUGCUGAGGCCGAUAAGGGUUUCUCAGCUUCAUGGUGCACCGAAGUCUCGUGCUCCCCUGAUGAAGUUGAGUCCAAAUCCAAUGGCUUAGAUUCGUCCAAGGCCAAGAACCGAACUGUGGAGAUUACUCGGCCACCACUUGUGAGGACCUCCAGAGGGCGAGUUCAGGUACUUCCUUCGCGGUUCAAUGAUUCUGUAAUUGAGAAUUGGAAGAAAGAAGGUAAAACUAGCUUGCCUGAUGAUAGUUUAGAUGAUGGUGAUGAUGACGACGAUUAUGAUUUUGAAUGUAAAAACGAUAAAUUUAGCUUUAAGAAACCUAAAGUUUGUAAGCAGAACAUGAAAAAUCGGCGAGCUGAAGAGAAGAAUGGUUAUAAAGGGAGAAAGUAUACUACAUUGUGUGAGGAAGAUGGAAGAGAAGCAGAGUAUGCUAGGACUUUUGAUAUUAGAAAGUACUCAAGUUCCCGGAGUACUUUAACUAAAGUACAUGAGCGAUUUGUCAAGGAGGAGAAGUAUGUCAAUGGGGUUGACACUUUUGAUUUAACAACAGGGAAGCAGGCUUCAUUGGAGAAUGGUGAGAGGAAAGAUGGGUUGUAUGGGCCGCAGGAUUUUUAUUCAGGGGAUAUAGUAUGGGCAAGACCAGGGAAGAGGGAGCCAUUUUGGCCAGCUAUUGUUAUUGACCCAAUGACGCAAGCGCCUGAGCUGGUUUUGAGGUCUUGUAUACCUGAGGCAGCUUGUGUGAUGUUCUUUGGACAUUCUGGGACUGAAAGCGAAGGGGAUUAUGGCUGGGUUAGGAGGGGCAUGAUUUUCCCAUUCAUAGACUUUCUGGACAGGUUCCAUGACCAGCCUGAAUUGCGUAGGUGCAAGCCUAGCGAUUUCCAGUUGGCAGUGGAAGAGGCUUUUCUGGCAGAACAGGGUUUUACAGAGAAGUUGAUACAUGAUAUAGACAUGGCAGCUGGAAAUACAAAUUAUGAAGAAUCUGUUUUUAGAUGGGUUCAGGGGGCUACUGGUCCAAACAGGGAUCAUGAUUAUCGCCUUUCUAAUCAGGGCUUCUUUGGGAAACAUACAGACUCAAGACUUUGUGAAGGCUGUGGCAUGAACCUCCCAUUUAAAAUGGGAAAGAAAAUGAAAGCAUCUGCUCCUGCAGGCCAAUUCUUGUGUAAAACAUGUGCUAGGUUAACUAAAUCAAAACACUAUUGUGGCAUUUGCAAGAAGGUUUGGAAUCAUUCAGACAGUGGAAGUUGGGUGCGGUGUGAUGGUUGUAAAGUUUGGGUGCAUGCAGAGUGCGGCAAAAUUUCCAGCCAUCAUUUUAAGGUUCUGGGGGCCACUGAUUAUUACUGCCCUCCUUGCAAAGUGAAAUUUAACUUUGAAUUAUCAGAUUCAGAGAAGUGGCAGCCAAAAACUAAAUCAAAAACUAACAACAGUCAACUAGUUUUGCCUAACAAGGUUACUGUUCUCUGCUGUGGUGUUGAAGGCAUAUAUUACCCAAGCCUCCACUCAGUUGUUUGCAAGUGUGGGUCCUGUGGGUUGGAGAAGCAAGCACUUAGCGAGUGGGAAAGACACACUGGUUCCCAGCAAAGAAAUUGGAGGAUUAGCGUGAAGGUGAAAGGUUCCUUGUUGCCAUUAGAACAAUGGAUGCUUCAACUAGCAGAGUACCAUGCAAAUGCUGCCACCUCUACCAAACCUCCUAAACGACCACCAAUACGAGAGAGAAAGCAGAAGCUGCUUGCUUUUUUGAAAGAAAAAUAUGAAGCAGUUCAUGUCAAGUGGACAACUGAACGCUGUGCUGUAUGUAGAUGGGUCGAAGAUUGGGACUACAACAAAAUUAUUAUCUGCAAUAGAUGUCAAAUUGCUGUGCAUCAAGAAUGCUAUGGAGCAAGAAACAUUCGGGAUUUCACUUCAUGGGUUUGUAAAGCUUGUGAAACACCUGAAGUUGCACGAGAAUGUUGCCUCUGUCCAGUCAAAGGAGGUGCUUUGAAGCCGACUGAUGUUGAGACAUUAUGGGUUCAUGUUACUUGUGCUUGGUUUCGACCUGAAGUAUCUUUUGCAAGUGAUGAAAAAAUGGAGCCUGCACUUGGAAUCUUGAGUAUUCCAUCAAAUUCCUUUGUGAAGAUUUGUGUUAUUUGCAAGCAAAUUCAUGGUUCUUGCACACAAUGCUGUAAGUGUUCAACGUAUUAUCAUGCCAUGUGUGCAUCAAGAGCUGGUUACCGGAUGGAGUUGCAUUGCUUGGAGAAAAAUGGCAGGCAAAUAACAAAAAUGGUGUCAUAUUGUGCUUAUCACCGCGCUCCAAAUCCUGACACAGUUUUAGUCAUACAGACCCCUCUAGGGGUCUUCUCUGCCAAGAGCCUUGUUCAGAAGAAGAAGAAGAACGGGUCAAGACUAAUUUCAUCAAACAGACUGAAAAUUGAAGAGGUUCCAACUGAGGAAACUAUUGAGAUUGAGCCAUUCUCUGCUGCUAGGUGUAGGAUGUUCAAAAGAUCAAACAAUAAUAGAAAGCGAACUGAAGAGGAAGCAGUUGCCCACCGAUUAAUGAGACCUUACCAUCAUCCGUUAAGAACUAUACAGAGUUUGAAUGCAUUCAGAACAGUAGAGGAGCCUAAAGGUUUUUCAUCUUUCAAAGAACGACUCCACCACUUACAGAGAACCGAACAUGAUCGAGUUUGCUUUGGUAGAUCUGGAAUACAUGGGUGGGGUCUCUUUGCCCGCAGAAACAUUCAAGAAGGAGAAAUGGUUCUUGAAUACCGUGGGGAACAAGUGAGGCGAAGUAUUGCCGAUCUAAGAGAAGCACACUACAGAAAAGAAGGAAAAGACUGCUAUCUGUUCAAGAUCAGUGAAGAAGUCGUGGUGGACGCCACUGACAAAGGGAACAUAGCGCGCUUAAUCAAUCAUUCGUGCAUGCCCAACUGUUAUGCAAGGAUAAUGAGUGUGGCGGAUGAUGAGAGUCGGAUUGUUCUUAUUGCCAAGACUAAUGUGUCUGCCGGGGAUGAGCUAACGUACGAUUACUUGUUUGAUCCUGAUGAGCCAGAGGAGUUUAAAGUUCCUUGUUUAUGUAAAGCUCCAAAUUGUAGACAAUUCAUGAAUUAGGAUACAUACACACAGAGCAUAGGCUAUUGUUUCUCCGCAAGGACGUUAACUAACCCCAAUUCCCCUAUGUAAAGGGGGGAUCUCAGAGUCGAAUUUAUACACCCUGAUUUGUACUUGUAUUUUUUUUUCCAGGGAAAGAAAAAGUAUCCUUCUUUCUUUUUCUUCUUCUCUUUUCACGUUUUUCUUUAGACAAAUUUGAUGGUUAAUAAAACUAUAGGAUUUCCCA